CCAAAUGUAGCAGUAGAAAAAAAAUCAAACAGAUGCCCUGACUGCAGAUUCUGGGCUGUUGUGCCUUGACAGGAAUACCUUUCCUUGAUGCAGUUCUGCAGAAGAAAUGUGCAGGCUUUAGAGGUAGCAACUCUAAUAUGUUAUGCAUCGUUCUCUUAGAAGCUAUAGAAUUGCUAUGUUAUUCCUGCAUUACACAAUGAUGAUACCGAAGUAGCUCUGAAAUGCAUUUAGUUAAUAUGACAGAUAACUAUAGUGUUUCUCCAUAUACACAUGGCCACAUACCAAAUCAGCCUAGAAUAGGCAGUUGAAAAUGUAAAGUUUUAGUUUCUGCUGUCAUACAGCUCCCCCACACCUGCACGUGCAUUUCCCUCUGCUAUGUGAAAAGACAAGUCAUGUAAUUCAAAACAUUGUGAAGAUGACAUGACAUCUGCUUAAAAUCAGGAAAGCCAACCAUUGGGAUCAGUACAUUAGCAUAUUUGCAGCCUUUUUUUCUCCCUUGGUAGCCUACCUGGAAACUGUUGCUUUGUCUAUAUUCCAUUUGAUAGAAUCUUCACCAAGCUUAUAGGGUCACUUCAAAGCACCUGACAAAUCAAAUCAGAUACUUGAGAUUAGGUCUUUUUUAGGCCACAUAAACCAUAAUCAGUGCAACAGGCCUGAGAAUCAGAUUCCUUUCUACUACCCACUUUUCUGCAGAAGAAUAACUUCUCAUCCCCAUUUUUGCUCAGUACAGUUAAGUACACAUAGUCAAAAAGCCUGACGCUGUAUUGAUUCAGUCUUUGGAAGUUACUCUAAAAUGGAGAGAUUAAAUUGAAAUAGAAGUGAACAGACUGUGAAGAAGGACUGGUUAUAAAUAAGGUCCAGAGAACAGAAAAAGAGAUCACACUGGGAGAACGCCAAUUUUGCAGUAGCUAUUCCUUGAAGAGGAACAGGGGAGGUGGUUCUCACCCCUACCUUGGGCAAAUUCAAGAGGAGGUUGGACGAUCACCUGUCUGGGGUCUUGUGAACCCAGCAUUCAUUCCUGCCUGUGGCAGGGGGUCAGGCUAGAUGUUCUGUUCAGGUCCCUCCUGACCCUAGCUACUAUGAAACUAUGAAGAUAAAGAGACCCAGAGGGGCGCGGCAUGGCGUGAGGGAGGAGAGAGAAUGGAGCGAGGGUUCAGAGGAAGAGAAGCCGUGGAGGAAAGAUCAAAAUGAGGAAAUCCCGGGAGCCAGUUCUGCUUGAGAGAGAGGACAUAGCCAGAAGACAGAAUCUGGAAUCCCUGAAGAAAUAAGCUGACUCUUGAAUCACUCGGAGGAGUGGAGUAAUGAAAGCAGAAACUGCAAGAAAGGAGGCGCAGCAGAUGCUCGUCAGUUUUCACAAAGAUUCCGACCUGAGUAUGCGGACACUCAGCACACCCAGUCCAGCAUUAAUAUGUCCACAGAAUUCACAAGGCUGCCAGAAUGGCAGAGGAUCUUCCACCUCCUCAUCCUCAGUCACUGGGGAGACAGUUGCUAUGGUCCAUUCACCUCCUCCAACUCGCCUUACUCAUCCUCUCAUCCGGCUGGCAUCCAAGCAUCAGAAGGAACAAGCUAACAUAGAUCGGCUCCCAGACCAGUCCAUGAUCCAAAUUUUCUCUUUCCUGCCAACCAAUCAGUUGUGCCGCUGUGCCCGGGUGUGUCGCCGUUGGUAUAACCUGGCUUGGGAUCCACGGCUUUGGAGGACUAUUCGCCUGACAGGCGAGACAAUCAAUGUAGAUAGGGCUCUUAAAGUGCUAACCCGGAGGCUUUGUCAGGACACACCAAAUGUAUGUCUCAUGUUGGAGACGGUAAUUGUUAGUGGCUGCAGGCGGCUCACAGACAGGGGACUCUAUACCAUAGCUCAAUGCUGUCCAGAACUGAGGAGAUUAGAGGUGUCAGGCUGUUACAACAUCUCCAACGAAGCAGUCUUUGAUGUGGUGUCACUGUGUCCAAACCUGGAGCACCUGGAUGUGUCAGGCUGCUCCAAGGUGACGUGCAUUAGUCUUACUCGUGAAGCUUCGAUCAAGCUGUCUCCGUUACAUGGUAAACAGAUCUCCAUCCGCUACUUGGACAUGACAGACUGCUUUGUCCUGGAGGACGAAGGACUGCACACCAUUGCUGCUCACUGCACGCAGCUGACCCAUCUGUAUCUGCGCCGCUGCGUCCGCAUCACCGAUGAAGGCCUCCGCUACCUAAUGAUCUACUGCACGUCUGUCAAGGAACUGAGCGUGAGCGACUGCCGCUUUGUCAGUGACUUUGGCAUGAGGGAGAUUGCCAAGCUGGAGUCACGCCUGCGGUACCUCAGCAUUGCCCACUGCAGCCGAAUCACGGAUGUGGGCAUCCGUUACAUUGCCAAGUACUGCAGCAAGUUGCGCUACCUGAAUGCGCGGGGCUGCGAGGGCAUCACGGACCAUGGUGUGGAGUACCUUGCCAAAAAUUGCACAAAACUCAAGUCACUAGAUAUCGGCAAGUGUCCUUUGGUCUCAGACGCUGGCCUGGAGUUCCUGGCCCUAAACUGCUUCAACCUGAAGCGCCUGAGCCUGAAGUCUUGUGAGAGCAUCACAGGCCAGGGCUUGCAGAUUGUUGCUGCCAACUGCUUUGACCUGCAGAUGCUGAAUGUGCAGGACUGCGAUGUCUCUGUGGAUGCCCUGCGGUUUGUUAAACGCCAUUGCAAGCGUUGUAUUAUAGAGCACACCAACCCUGCUUUUUUCUAACAGGAUCGUCAGCUCCUGCCGAUGACCACAAAAUAUUAAAAAUAUUGAUGUAUAAAUACACAUGGCCACGUACAGUUACUAUCUUCUCUCAAAUGGCUCCUGGGAGUCAGCUUUCUUGUAUGUUGUUGGAGAGGGUUUAAAAUAUAAAUAUAAAAAAACUGAGGGGUGGGGGGCAGCUAUACCAUCACUAUUUUCCUAAUUGGAUCCAGUCCCUUUGGAGAAGCUUCCUUAACCUAAAAGCAGUGAGAUCUCAGCAUUACAUUGCUAUUCCCAUGACAUCCAUGAGCAGUCCUAGUUCUUCCAGAGGAAUAGGUCUUUUUGAGAUGCAACCUAAGCAUCAUUAAAAUAUGAAUACCAGCUGUGUAGGUGAUGCUACGCAGCCAUUAUUUGUCUAUAGACCUGCCCCCCAAAAUUCUUCCACAUGGCUGAAUAUGGCUUAACCUUAUCUUUAACUAUCAUCAUCUUGACAGUUUUUUGCCCACAUUCCAGCAAGCCCUGUAGAAAUACAAGAUCAGGUUUUUAAAUGUAGUCUAGGUUGGCGUAACUCUGCUCCUGUUUGUCUGAGCACAUUUGAAAAGCAUACCUCAAAUCUCUUUGACAUCAUGUGUGAGGAUCGUGAAUACGCUACUGUCAGCACCACUGAUUUAACACAGGCUUCUUGUGUUUGUAUGAAAUCACCUCUUGCUACUAUAUCUACUGGGGCCCUUUGGGUGCAAUAAGCAUUAGCACUGGAGCAAAAGGAAAUUUUUAAGGGAUGUUGGAAGCAGCUGGUAUCCCUUUCUAAGCCAGUGAGUGAAAAUGUCAGUAAUUUCUGCUUAGCUGCAGUUUGGCCUAAGAGAUCCUACCUACGUUAUUGCCAUGGUGAAUGAAGGUAGUACUACACCAUACCAGGAAUUAGUAAGUGUUACAGAAUAGUUCAUACCAAAGCAAACCUAUAAGAGUUGCAGUAUAGCUGUGCCGUACCAGUGCCGACAGUUUAUUCCCUUCCUUAGUUGUUCCUCUACUACACCAGGGAAUGGUGCAACUGAGAUUCGUUUUACGAAGAGUGGAAUCAUUAUCUGCCCAUGUGUUGAAGUAUAUACUUUACUGUUCAGUAUGUGUACUUAUACACAGAAAGUUGCAUACUUUCUACAGCCUUCCAGUUUACUGGAUUGUAGAUUUCAAGACUUGGAAGUCAUUAACCGGCUAUCAGACCACAUCCUUGGGAAAAAGGGAUUGGGGAUGUUAUCUGUAUUAGAACUGGAUUCAGGGAAAUCAUGUCUGUGUGUUCCCUCAAACUAAGAAAUUCUAUCCUACAUCAAGGAAUGAAAAUAUCAGCAUUACCCUGUAUGGCUGGAGCCUCUUUGCUCCAACUGGUGUUCCUGAUAUAGCCACUCUCUUGCUAAUGCCAUCAGUUUGAAAGCUUUCCCCCUACUCAUUGCCUUCUUUUUUCCCCUGAGCAUGUGAUCAUUUCAUCAUAUCAUAAUCAUCUGGCAACUGCUUUCCCCUCUCAGAUUCUGGCAAGUCAUCUCAGAACUGAAUGCCAGACACGUUAGGAGUGAUGAUAUUUUCAGGCAGGCAGGCCCCCUGCAUAAGAUUGACAACCAGGUUCAGAUGUUAGGCCCCAGGCACUAUAAAUGUUUCUGGUAGAGAGAUGUGGGAAAGAAACAUCCUGUCUGGUUUUCAUAAAAACAGUAGCCUCAUCGUCUCCAGACAACAUUAAUAAUGUCACUGAUAUGAAGUGAAAAUCCAUGUGUUUAAGAAAAUACAUAAUCACUAAGGAAAUGUUGGUAGCACAUGAUUUGGGGGGCAACAAAUGUUUGCAGAAAGUUCCCUUUUGUGAGGUGAAUUGUGUUUCCAUUAGGAAGAAAUAAAUCCUUUACCUCAUGCAUAUUCCUUUGCCUGUGGUUAAUUGUGUGUCUCUUUCCACAUGGAACAUUUAUCUCAUGACCAAACUUGGUAAUUCUAAAUAACACUGUACAAAUCUGGCAAGGGCCAGGGGUUCAAAUGAUUGUGUGGAAAAUGUCUUCCAGUUCCUCGUCACCCCAAAUCAGCAUAUGCUUGUGAGUGGUACCAUUCUUUGCCAGCUGCCAUCAGGAUAGUUUUCUUUUCCAUUCUUUUUUAAUACAAUUGAUCUGUCAGGCAUACUAUACAGUGUCAUUCAUCCUAGCCACUUAUACUCUUCAUUAUCCUUAAUACAGAGCUGGCCCAAGAGAGAGUUAAAUGUUGAAUCCAUUCUUGAGAAUGGUGGGAAUUUGAUUGAGCCACUUGCACUCAUGAAAUGAAAGGUCUUGUGAUGUUUAACUGUUUAUAAAAAAAGGUUGCUACUUUUCUGGCUAUGCUAAAUUGAAUGAAUAGCGCUGCGUGGUUUUUAAAGGUCCUAAUGUUUAAAUUGGCCUAUACUGUAUGAAUCUCACUAUAAAGCCUUAAUUUACUACCAAGAAAUAAAGCAAUAUAUUGG
This is a messenger RNA of Alligator sinensis (Chinese alligator), 5148 nucleotides long. RefSeq names its product F-box and leucine rich repeat protein 7 (gene FBXL7). The transcript has 3 exons. Gene Ontology annotation, molecular function: protein binding. The coding region runs from base 1302 to 2708 and encodes 468 amino acids. NCBI's taxonomy places the organism in Eukaryota, Metazoa, Chordata, Crocodylia, Alligatoridae. The record is from RefSeq and is a predicted model, not a curated record. Gene Ontology annotation, cellular component: SCF ubiquitin ligase complex. Gene Ontology annotation, biological process: SCF-dependent proteasomal ubiquitin-dependent protein catabolic process.